AGAGAUGAAAAGGAAGAAAGCAAGCAGACCGGGCAAAAGCUACCUCGUCUACGAAAGCAGAAAAGUGUACCAAAGGUUGUACACAAAGAGCGCAAGUCAUUUUACACAAACGCCUUCGGUGUGGCGAGCACCGAUGCCGAAAAGCUGCGGAGAAGAGGAGGAAGAGUAUGGUGUUUUGGUGGCGCGGGCUGGCAAAAAGAAAGCGCAGUGUGCUGAGGAUGUGGUGGUGACAAUGCAGAACACCGGGGGAAAGGUAUGGGAGAAGGAUAUGGCCGAUGUGAUACCCCAGCUGAGGCAGCUCAAGAUGUCCAAGAGAGGGAAGCAUUGAUAGAGGAACGAUGCAACAAGGACUUGGGGUGGUAACGAAGACACGACGAAAUAAAAUAUGCGUAAUUUUAUUCCUUUCUAUUUCAGUACUACUGCUCGGUUUUAUUAUUCACACUGGUAUAUAGCAGCUCUAAGUUCUAGUUGGUACUGUACGACAUUUAUCAGCUUUCCGUAAAUAAUGUACGCAUGCUCACAAUUUUCAAAGAUAAGACAAUGCACGAC
Messenger RNA from Serpula lacrymans var. lacrymans S7.9, 549 nucleotides. RefSeq lists its product as uncharacterized. Lineage: Eukaryota; Fungi; Basidiomycota; Agaricomycetes; Boletales; Serpulaceae. The coding region runs from base 5 to 328 and encodes 107 amino acids. The record is from RefSeq and is a predicted model, not a curated record. The transcript has 2 exons.